Molecule: messenger RNA, 2116 nt
Organism: Nelumbo nucifera (sacred lotus)
Lineage: Eukaryota; Viridiplantae; Streptophyta; Magnoliopsida; Proteales; Nelumbonaceae
Product: pheophorbide a oxygenase, chloroplastic-like
Cellular component (GO): chloroplast thylakoid; cytoplasm
Molecular function (GO): pheophorbide a oxygenase activity; chlorophyllide a oxygenase activity; 2 iron, 2 sulfur cluster binding
Source: RefSeq, a predicted model, not a curated record
CGCUCCUUUCAACAAUUAACAGUCAACUGCGUUUGUAAUUUCGAUAAUAAUAAUUUAUUUUCUUGUAAAAUAUCUUCUUGCAUUUUUUGUCAUCUCUGUUCAUCAUCGUUCUCUACGUAUUAAUCAAUCAAUUAAACUCGAGAAGACGAACUCUGCACAGACACAGAGAUCAAAAUAUGGCGUUACUUCUCUUCACUUCAACGUCCACUUUGGCACCAGCAGCAGCAGCAGCAGUAGCAUCUGUAAACCCAAGCCCCCAUAACUCUCUAUUGCCCAAAUUCGCUGCUUCUCAUUCUCCCACUAAUAGCAUUAAUCGUUCUCCACUCAAAGCUGUUAAAAUAGUUUUAGCAACCAACUUCAGCAGUAAUCGAGGAAGAGCAAGAAGAAGUCCUUGUCCUCCACUCUGUGUUGCUGCUCCGCCAACAUCUCCAGUCACAGAAGGCGAAGAGGAGGAGGUGGUGGAGUGGGAGGAGCAGGAAGAGAGCAUGUCCUCCAAGUUCUCAUGGAGGGACAACUGGUACCCUGUCUCUCUCAUCGAAGACCUCGACCCUCGAUUACCAACUCCGUUCCAACUCCUCAGCCGAGAGAUCGUUCUCUGGAAAGACAGAGCCACCGGCGAGUGGAUUGCCUUCGACGACAAAUGCCCUCACCGACUCGCUCCCCUCUCUGAAGGACGGAUCGAUGAAGAUGGUAAUUUGCAGUGUUCAUACCACGGAUGGUCUUUUGAUCGCUGUGGAUCUUGUACUCGGAUCCCUCAGGCUUUACCAGAGGGUCCUGAGGCGCGUGCUGUUCUGUCUCCCAGAGCGUGUUCUACCAGACUCCCCACCCUUGUUUCUCAGGGUCUGCUCUUUGUUUGGCCGGACGAGAAUGGAUGGGAGAGAGCUGCUGCUACCAAGCCCCCAAUGCUGCCAGAUGACUUUGAUGAUCCUUCAUUUUCGACUGUGACGAUACAAAGAGACCUGUUCUAUGGCUAUGAUACCCUUAUGGAGAAUGUCUCUGAUCCUUCCCACAUUGAUUUUGCUCAUCACAAGGUUACAGGGAGGAGGGACAGAGCCAAGCCUUUGACAUUUAAGUUGGAGUCUAGUGGUGUUUGGGGCUUUGGUGGAUCAAACGAUGGGAACCCACGGAUCACUGCUAAAUUUGUUGCACCUUGUUAUGCUAUGAACAAGAUAGAGAUAGACACAAAACUCCCAAUAUUUGGUGAUCAGAAAUGGAAAAUAUGGAUAUGCUCAUUCAAUAUACCGAUGGCACCUGGGAAGACUCGUUCAAUUGUUUGUAGUGCCCGAAACUUCUUCCAGUUCACAAUGCCAGGGCCAGCCUGGUGGCAGGUGGUCCCUAGAUGGUAUGAGCACUGGACAUCAAACAAGGUAUAUGAUGGUGAUAUGAUCGUACUUCAGGGACAAGAGAAGAUUUUUCUCUCAAAAUCCAUAGAGGAUUCUUUGGAUGUCAAUAAGCAAUAUGGAAAACUUACAUUCACACCCACACAAGCAGAUCGUUUUGUUUUGGCAUUUCGGAAUUGGUUGAGGAAACAUGGCAAUAGUGAACCUGAGUGGUUUGGCCCCAGCAACCAACAACCCUUACCAUCCACCAUCUUAUCCAAACGUCAGAUGUUGGAUAGGUUUGAGCAACACACUCUUAAGUGCUCAUCAUGUAAAGGUGCAUAUGCUGCACUCCAGAUAUUACAGAAACUGCUGAUUGGUGUCUCUGUCAUUUGCUGUGCUACAGCAGGAAUCCCUUCAGAGAUGCAGUUACGUAUUGUUUUAGGCGGGCUUGCAAUUCUGAGUGCUGGUUUAGCUUAUGCUCUGUUUGAGCUCCAGAAAAAUUUCGUAUUUGUUGAUUAUGUUCAUGCAGACAUUGAUUAACUUCUGAAACAUCCAACAAAAGAUUAUAAAAAACAAGGAAAAGAAGACCUCAGAAGGCAUCAACACCCGCUGUACUCAAUACUUGAAUACUUGACAUGUAUUUGUAGUUUUCCUUCAGGCCAGAACUAGGGUUUGUAUACAGGAAAUUGGAUAGAGCUUUAUUGAUUUUCUUGUAUUUGGAUGGGUUUAUUAUUAUUAUUUUUAGGGGUAACAAAAGAAUAAAGAGAACAGGGUUAGGCUUGUGUUUUGUUUUA